Ostrea edulis (European flat oyster) is the source of this 2857-nucleotide messenger RNA. Its product is annotated as O-acyltransferase like protein-like. Lineage: Eukaryota; Metazoa; Mollusca; Bivalvia; Ostreida; Ostreidae. The record is from RefSeq and is a predicted model, not a curated record. The coding region runs from base 56 to 2695 and encodes 879 amino acids. The transcript has 15 exons. Gene Ontology annotation, molecular function: acyltransferase activity, transferring groups other than amino-acyl groups.
AUAACAACUAUUUUGUGCCAAUACUGUUCUCAGUUUUCAACCUGUCGUCACUAUCAUGGCACGGAGUAUCGUCCUACUGCUGCUUGUAUUCUGUGUGACUAUUCUCCUGAGUAUAAAGCCAGUAACUACCGAAUUUUCCUAUAUCGAUCAUGUCUUUAACCCUGUUGGUGUCCUUCAAAGGAACCGUCAGGUCCGAAAGGAGCUUGCUCCGCUCCUUCAUUCGUCGGAGUUCUGGGAUUGGACACAAAAACUGAACAGCAGACAUUCGAUGCUACGGGCGGCAGUACUCUCAUCAAAUAACAGUGGUCCUGUCAAUGGAACCGGAAGUACUCCAGCACCUGCAGGAGGAAACGCUAUCUCAGAUUUAUUCGGCGCUCUCUUUGGUAAUGGAAAUACUUCUUCAUCGAACAAUGGUAGUGACCUAUCUGCUCAAUUAGGUCAACUCUUUGAAAGCCUUUCUCAACUCCUUCGACCAGUAACGCCAGGUCCACGACAACCUAUCAAUGAUUCUAAUGUCAGCCAUCCACCCUCAAAUGGAGGGUUACCACACGUCAUUCCGACUGUGAACAGUUCACCACCCCAACGUAGCCCCACUCCUGCUGAAGCAAUCUUCGAUCAAAUAAGAGGCUCUAUCUCGAUGUCUAACGCAUCUGAUGCAUGUAAAAAAGAUGCUAUAACGGUUGCUUAUGGUCUUCAAACUCAACAGCCAUGGGCUCUGAAAAUGUUUGAUGCUUCAGCAAAAAUUCCUACGGAUUUGUUGAAUCUCGAUCUCCUCUGGUUAGGAUCUUACGAUGAAUGUUACAGCGAACACACCGUGGCUGAAUUAUUUCUCCAUCCUAGUAUCUACAUUCCGCCUGUGAAGCCUCGACACUGCCAAGUUUUCAUCAACCUGCCGCUACCAGCUUCCACUGCUGGGAUUCUACAAACAGUUGGAGGGGGUGCAAUACGAGUGGGUACUUGUUUACCCAAAGCCUGCAGUGCCGAGGACACGACGCUACUCACUAACCUCCUUUUGGGUUCUAUUCCGCUGGGAAAUUUCUCCUUAAAAGCCUCUUACUCAAGCUGCCCACUGACCCCCGAGGAAGUACCGUACGAAACUAAGGACAUCGCCAUGAUCGCCUUCUUGUCAGUUUUGGGUCUUAUAAUUGUGGUUGGUACAGCGUAUGAAAUAAUUGCAAUUGAAAUUCCAAAGUUCCUAAGAAAUCGAGACGAAACACACGACGAAGCAAUUCCAACAACCGUAGAUGAAAAAGCACCAAAUAACGGUAGCGCUUAUAAGCUCAGAGAGAAAAACGAGGCACCGCCUGCAUACUCCGAGAAAGUAGUGGACAUCGAAACAACCAAGACAAAAGACAUGGAGCAGAAAGGCAAUAAGAAUACAGAGGAGAAGAAAAAUGUUAUCGUGAGAAUCUUGUUAGCCUUUUCUGUGUAUACUAACGGUAAGAAGAUUCUAAGUACGUCCCAGCCUAAAGGAUCACUUACCGCUAUCAACGGCAUCCGAUUCUUCAGCAUGUCUUGGGUCAUACUGGGUCAUAGUGUCAGCUUUGUUCUUGGAUUCUCUUCUAACUCGAUAAAAUACAGCAUGGACUUCUUAACAAGAACGUCGGCUCAGGCGAUAGCUAAUGCCCUUGUGUCUGUCGAUACAUUUUUUGUCUUGAGUGGACUUUUGACAUCGUAUCUCCUACUGAAACAGAUGAAGAAAACCAAAGGAAGUGUAAACUGGUUCCUGUUCUACUUCCACCGAUACUGGAGAUUGACCCCAAUCUAUAUGAUUAUGAUUGGAUUGUAUGUGACUUUGUUCAAUCACGUGAUAUUCGGACCGGGACGUCCGCCAAAAGACACCGCAUGUGAAAAGAACUGGUGGAUGAACCUUCUAUAUAUCAACAAUUUUGUCGAUGAUUCAAAGGAUUUGUGUUUGGCAUGGUCAUGGUAUUUGAACAACGAUAUGCAGUUCUAUAUAUUGAGUCCCUUGAUGAUUGUUCCGUUGUUCUUCAAGGAGCUGCUUGGUGUGGUCAUCUCGGUUGUUUUUCUGUUGGGGACCAUCAUUACUUCCGGAUUGAUUAGCUACACCUACAAGAUCCCACCAUCCAGUCUUGGUGGCGGAGAUGAGAGUACCAUCCCUACCAAUUUCAUGACUUUAUAUUACAUACGACCAUAUUGUCGGAUGGGACCCUAUAUUUGUGGUGUGCUGACAGGGUACUUUUUAUACAAAACCAAAGGCAAAUGUCGAAUAAACAUCUACUUGAAUUUGUUGGGAUGGGUGAUCGCUACAGGUUGCGCAUGCGGAAUCCUCUACGGUCUUUCUGAUGCCUUCAGUGGUGGACACCGUCUGAAUGUUGAUGAAUCCGCGGUUUACAAUGCCUUGCACCGAAGUGUCUGGGGAGCAGCAGUAUGUUGGGUCAUCUUCACAUGCUCAACUGGGAAUGCAGGUUUUAUCAACACAAUCCUGUCCUGGUCCGUGUUCGUGCCGCUAUCCAGACUGACGUAUGCCGCCUAUUUAGUUCACAUUAUCAUCAUGUGUGUCUAUUAUUACCUCCACACGGUGCCAGUCUACAUGACGGACUAUGAAUUGGUGUACAUGUUCUUGGGAAAUUUAGUGCUGUCCUAUUCCGCAGCCUUUGUGUUGUCGGUCGUGUUAGAGUCGCCCUUCAUGGCUUUGGAGAAAAUUAUUUUUCCGUCAAGAGCCAAGAAAUAAAUUGAUUCUGUUAAUGUACAUUGAUAGACAGCAUUUGAUGAGCAUAUUUCAACGGGAUAUUAUCAAGAUAAUAUCGAAAUAAAAUGCAAAAUAUUGUCAAACGCACUUAUACAUUGUAUAUGCAUAUGCAGUGACCUUGAAAAAUACUUCAUUUUAAUCGAU